UUAAAGAAAGACAUGCAAUGUUGUGUCUUAUCCCUAAUAUAUCAAUGGUUUUAAUCUUCCUGUCAUUGGUCAGGGAAUGAGAAAGUCUUCCCACUUUCUAGUAGGAUUCGUUUCUUCAGUAUGUUACUGACUGCGGUGAGAUAUGAGUUUGUUGUGCAGUGUUCAUAUGAUGCUCAAGUUUUCAUGAAGUUUUGUGACUUUUGCAUCGACAUAGAAAUUAUGUCGACUCAAAAUGGGUAAUUUAUCAAUACUAGUGAAAUUUAGUGCGGUACUUUUCUUUUGCACUUUGGAUUAUACGCAAGCUGAUAACGAAUUACAAGAAUGUAUUGAAGGACAAAGUGGUUGCAAAAGAUGUAGAGAUGGAACAUGUGCAAGAUGUGCAAUUCUUUUACAUCAAGGUACUUGUGUUGAUACUUGCCCACCAGGCCAUAUUGCAGAUUGGUCAACUAGAGAUGAAUACAUGGGAAAAAUUUGUAAAGAAACAGGAUAUAUGUUUGGAUUUACUGGUAGUCAAGUAGCUAUUUUGGUGGGAGUUGUUUCUGGUGCAACUAUAUGUAUUCUGAUAAUAUUAUGUGGAGCUAUAAUUGUACAUAGAAGAAAAAAAAAAGCUGCUAAAUUAAUCCAACAGUUUGAAGACAGUGCAGAGAGAAGAGAAUUUUUAAAACAUUUGACAAUAUUGAGAGGAGAAGGUAAUACAUUUCUUUCCAUGCUCAAUGAUACUAGAAAACAAGUUAGGGAAUUAUACUAUUCUGGAAAUAAUGGAGAUGGUGCUGUUGGAAUACAAGCAUAUAGACCAGUUCUACGUGAUUUGGCAAGAAUAUUAGUUCUUAUUAAUAGAAGAGAUGAUGAAAUACCAGUUCCUCCAGAUGAUUGGCAAAGACUUUUUUCAUGGGCAGAAAGACUAUUAAGGCGAUAUAAAAGGCAUAGUUCUCCUGAAGUGGCUCAACUUGUAACAUUCUUGCAACAACCAACAGUAUCCGUCCAAAUGAAUUUACCACAGCAAAUAACAAUCACGCAAUCACUUCAGUCUUAUGAACCAAGAACCACUCCAACUAAUCUGACUACAUUCCAACCAAAUGUACCACUUACAACAUUUCAAGCAAGUGACAAAUCAAGUAUUAGUCCUGCUAGUUCCAGUCUUGGAUAUGUAAAAGACAGUCCUGUAAGUUCCAGUCUGGGACAGAAUAGUUCUGGAGUUUAUAAUGAGAAACUUAGUCCAAAUGGAUCUAGCAUAGGUCAAACAACUCCACUAGUAUAUGAUAAUCAAAAACGACUGAAACCUUCAAAUACACAUUUUCAGGAACUUGCUAUUUCAACUUUUAAUCAUAAUUAUAAUACUGGUGCAUUAACAGAAUCUAAUUGUACAAUAGAUGAAUGCGAGGCAAAUGGACUUGAUCGUGAAUUAAAUCCUCAAUGGGAAUUUCAAAGUAGUACAGAGGCUGCUAAUUAUACUAUUUUAUCAGAUUGGUCACCUGCUCGUGAAUACCUCAUUGAUGACUUUACAAUUCUUGGUUUUCGACCACAAGAUGAAAUUACCACAGAACUGUAAAUAAUAUAUAAUAAUAUACAUAAUUUAUAUAUUUUUUUUAUACUAUUUCCUCAUAAAGAUACAUUUUCUAUAUUAAAAGGACAUAUUUUAUAUUUUUUCAUUGAUUUUAAAAUUAUAAUAUUUGAAAUUAUUCAAAAAUGUUAUAUAUCUUCAUAUUAUUGGAUUAAUUUAUUUGUAUUUAAUAUAUUUUCAAUAUAAUUAUAAUUAUAUAAUUCAUUUUUAUAAAAUGAAAUUUUAAACAAAUUUAUUAUUCUAUAUUAUUUUUUAAAUGUUCAAGUAUAUAAAAUAUUUUAUAAUCAUGAGACAAGUUGAAAUAUUUUCCAUACUAAAAGAAAUAAAAAAGUUUUUUAUUAUAUUUUAGAUCAAAGUUCAAUUUUUAAAAAUAAAAAUUUAAAAAUCACAUUUUUAAUGUAUAUUAUUUAAAUAUUAAAUAAAAAAAACAUAUUGACUUUAUCAAUUCAUUUUGACGAACCAGUCGAACAAAAAGAAUAAUAAAAGAAAAAUAUAUUUUAAUUUAUUAGUUUACAUUUAAGUUUUAAAUUAACAUAGCAGAUAUAAGAUACAAAGAUAUAAUAUUAUUUUUUGAUUUUAUAAUUAAAAAAUAUACAUAUAGCAUAAUUUAAAAUCUAAAAUUUUUCAAAUUGUACUUUUUUAUUUCUUUUAGUUUAAACAAAAUUAUUCUGUACAUGAUUUUUAAAAAAAAAUCUGUGUGUGUGUAUGUGUAUGAAUGCGUAUAUGUAAUGUAUGUAUUAUGUAAGUAUGAAUUUUUCGAUAGAACGAAUUUAUAAUGAUACCAAAUAAUUAUAAGCGUUUUGAUUUAGAUAAUAUUCUUUAUUUAAUUUUUAUAUUACAAAUGUUUAAUAAUUAUUAUAUAAUUACUAUACUAGUCAAUAUUUUCUUUCAUAAAAUUGUGUCACAAAAUUACAUUCUUUGAUCAUCAAUGUUUGAAAUAAAUUCAUUUCAAAACAUAGUUUUAAUUAAAAACAAAAUUAAAAACAAUUUUAAAUCUUUAUUACAAAUAUUUUUUAUUCAUACACCAACAUAUCGUUAUUAUAUAAAAUAUUAUUAGUAUAUACUGAUUGUUAUAACAUUUGUAUAUUGUUACAUAAAGAACCAAAAUGGUCAAUUGUAUGUAAAAUUGAUGUAAAUAUUAUUAAUAACUGUAAGAGGAUUAUAAAUAUAAUAUAUAUAUUCAUAA
This is a messenger RNA of Apis cerana (Asiatic honeybee), 2747 nucleotides long. RefSeq names its product FU domain-containing protein T48 (gene T48). The record is from RefSeq and is a predicted model, not a curated record. Lineage: Eukaryota; Metazoa; Arthropoda; Insecta; Hymenoptera; Apidae.